Molecule: messenger RNA, 6486 nt
Organism: Betta splendens (Siamese fighting fish)
Lineage: Eukaryota; Metazoa; Chordata; Actinopteri; Anabantiformes; Osphronemidae
Product: collagen alpha-1(XVIII) chain-like
Exons: 37
Coding region: 151-5271 (1706 amino acids)
Cellular component (GO): basement membrane
Source: RefSeq, a predicted model, not a curated record
GAUUUUGCUUUCAUUCAGUGGAUGCUCAGUGCCCCUUAAGCAGCUUGGAUUUAAGUGUUUACCAUCCGGACACCAGGUGACACUGUGGGUUGUAGCUGUGAAUUUACAGCUACAUGUUGGGACAUUUGACGUGUUGCAGGAUCUAGUAACAUGUUGAGAAUUCAGAUGUUAUUGUUUCUCCUGGUUUGGUGGGUUUCAAAUGCUCGGCAAACCACAGAAACACCCACAGAGGCAACACCAACAGAGACCAGCACAAGAGCAACAGACAUGGCACCAACAAUGACAACUGCUAUGGAGACAACAUCGAUAGCAAUGACAUCAAUACCAGCGGAGACACUGCCAGCAACAUUUAUACCACCAGAAACUACAAUGUCAGAGAAGACAACAGCAAUUGGGACAAACCUAGCAUUGACGCCAACACAGGUCAUACCACAUGGAACAAUGGCAAAUGAGUCGAGACCAUCUGAUAGUCCAGAAGUGACAACACUCAACAAGACAAAACCAACAGAGACGACACUGGUCAAGAUAACACCAGAAGGGAAAAUGGUAAACAAGACAAUACCAACAGAGACAAGCACUAGAGACACAAGAACAACGAAGAUGGCACCAACAAUGACAACUGCUAAGGAGACAACAUUGAUAGCAAUGACAUCAAUGCCAGCGGAGACACUGCCAGCAACAUUUAUACCACCAGAAACUACAAUGUCAGAGAAGACAACAGCAAUUGGGACAAACCUAGCAUUGACGCCAACACAGGUCUUACCACAUGGAACGAUGGCAAAUGAGUCAAGGCCAUCUGAUAGUCCAGAAGUGACAACACUCAACAAGACAAAACCAACAGAGACGACACUGGUCAAGAUAACACCAGAAGGGACAAUGGUAAACAAGACAAUGCCAACAGAGACAAGCACUAGAGACACAAGAACAAUGAAGAUGGCACCUACAAUGACAACUGAUAAGGAGACAACAUCGAUAGCAAUGACACCAGUGCCAGCGGAGACACUGCCAACAACAUUUAUACCAUCUGAAAGUACGCUAAACCAGACAAUGUCAGAAGGGAUAACUGCAACUACGACAAAACCAGCAUUUGCGUUAACACAGAUCAUAUUACACGGAAAAAUGGCAAAUGAGACAAGACCAUCUGAUAGUCCAACAAAGAUAACAGAGGUGACACCAGAAGAGACAACACUAAACAUGAUAAGACCAACAGAGACAACACCAAAAAGGACAGUGGUAAACAGUACAAGGCCCAGCAAGACAUCAUUAGCAAAUACAAGCAAGAGAAGUCCAACAUCAAUAACACCCACACAUAUGGAGUUGAUGCCAGAAGGUACAAAAGCAAAUGGAAUAAAAUUACAGACUGCCAAAACUGAGAACAUGCCAAAAGAGAUGCCAACAGAGAAAGCGAAAACGGCAUCAGUAACAGCUGGUACUAUGACUGGAGCCACAAGAAACAAUGAAGUAGAGGAGGUAGACAGUGUUUUUGGGUUUCGGAAAGAAAAUAUUAACAUUGCUACAGAAGAAGCUGAACUUUGCACUAUAUGGAGUGUGUCCACGUCCACAAUGACUACUAAUCCAGGUCUAAUAGAGAAGGUGGAGAUUGCAAGCACAACAGGUACAGACGGGUUCAGAGAGGGGAGUGGCAUCUCGUUGCACCAGCUGAUCAGAGAUCCUCCGCCAAAUGACAUCACCAGGACUAAUGGGCCGAGUGGCGAAACUAUCUAUGUGUUCACUUCUGCUGCAGUGUCCAGCCAACCAGCUCUGGCCCACGUUCCCAACCCUUUUUACCGGCAUUUCUCCCUUCUCUUCAACAUCAAGCCAUCCACUCCUGCUGCCUCUGUUCUCUUUUCAAUCACAGAUGGGUCCCAGAAGCUUAUGUAUAUUGCCGUCAAGCUCAGUGAAGUGCAGUCCGGACAUCAGAACGUGCAGUUCUUUUACACUGAACCUGAUUCUGAGGCUUCCUAUAAAGCAGCAAGCUUUGAGGUGCCAAGUUUGGUUGGCACAUGGAGCCGCUUCUCCUUGGCUGUCUUUGAAGAGCAAGUCACAUUCUACCUGGGCUGUGAUUCUGAGCCACAAGUGGUAAAGAUUGAGCGCUCACCCGAUCCAAUGGAGCUCGACCGAGGAGCUGGCAUUUUUGUAGGUCAUGCAGGAGGAGCUGACCCUGAUAAGUUUCAGGGUGAGAUUGCAGAGCUGAGAGUGGUGGGAAAUCCUCACAUUGCAGAGAGUUUGUGUGACAACGACGUUGAUGCUGCCUCAGGUGACUUUGGCAGUGGAGAUGGUGAUGGGACACAAACAGGACAUACUCUAAAAGCACACAGUGUAAAGACCACAGCUGCACCCCUUCAUCCAGUGCCUGAACCUCCUCUUGUCUUCUCAGAGGGAAGAGAACUCCUAGAAUCAAGCAAAGGUCAGAGCGGUCCUGAAGGUAAAGCAGGGGACAAAGGAGAGAAAGGCUUAAAAGGGGACAAAGGCCCCACAGGACCAAAGGGAGAUUCAGGUUCAGGCUCAAGCUUCAACACUGGCGUCUCAUCAGAGGCUGGAGAAGAUGGGCAGAAAGGUGAAAAGGGAGCAAAGGGCAGUUCCGGUUUUGGUUAUCCAGGCAAUAAAGGAGAGCGUGGGGCUCAAGGGCCUCCUGGGCCCCCUGGUCCUCCAGGACCUGCAGCUGAGGUGGUUCGACUUGGAGAUGGAUCUGUUGUGCAACAGGUGGCUGGGCCACCAGGACCUCCAGGUCAACCAGGAUUAGAUGGGCCUGCAGGACCUCCAGGAGCUGACGGAGAACCCGGUGAUCCAGGGGAGGAUGGAAAAACUGGUGCAGCUGGGCCACGGGGAUUCCCAGGAAAUACAGGAACAUCUGGAGCUAAAGGCCAAAAGGGUGAGCGUGGAGAGAGUCAGCCUGGACCCAGAGGGCCACCAGGACUACCAGGACCUCCUGGACCUGGCACUGUUUCAGCAUUUAUGGACAUGGAAGGGUCUGGAUUCCCAGAUUUGGACAAAUUUAAGCAUGUCCGAGGUCCACCAGGCCCUCCAGGUCCUCCAGGUCCUCCUGGGAUUCCUGGCACUUCAAUGGCAAUUGGGGCCAGUGGUCCCAUUGCCUUUGGCCCUCCUGGACCACCUGGACAAGAUGGAGCCCCUGGUCUACCAGCGCUGCCUGGUCCUCGUGGUGCACCUGGUCGACCUGGACCCAGAGGGGAAAAGGGUGACUCUGGUGAACUCGGCCUUCCAGGACCAGCAGGAGAAAAGGGUUCUCAAGGUGAGCCAGGGAGGACAGGUACACCAGGACAGAUUGGGCUGGCAGGGCUCCCAGGUCCCAUGGGGCCAGUUGGGCCUCCCGGACCUCCCGGACCACCAGGGCCACCUUACAGCAUUGAUAGUAGUGAUCAGGAUAAACAUAAAAUGAUUAGUGGCUUACCUGGACUAACAGGUCAACCAGGACCACAGGGUCCACCUGGAAUUGCUGGGCUGCCUGGUAAGCCAGGUUUGCCAGGUAACCAUGGUGACAAAGGAGCAGAGGGACCAAGAGGACCACCUGGAAUCCCAGGGAAAGAUGGAUUCCCAGGACUACCGGGUGAAAAGGGAGAAACAGGAAGGAAAGGGGAAAUGGGUCUGCCAGGAAGAGAUGGUGGACCACCUGGACCUCCAGGGCUCCCUGGCCCUCCAGGACAAGUCAUCUACAGGUCAAGGGACGAUUAUAACGAGUUAAAUGAGAACGACAGGUGGCAGGGUGAGAUGGGACCACCUGGCCCCAUGGGUCCAUCAGGUCCUCCUGGUCUAAAAGGAGAGAUUGGGUUUCCAGGUAGACCUGGUCGACCCGGACUGAACGGGGCUAAAGGAGAGAAAGGAGACUCAGGCAGUGGAUCUGGAUAUGGUUAUCCUGGUCCUCCAGGUCCACCAGGACCACCUGGGCCUCCUGGACCUCUUGCUCCGGUUGACAAACUUGCAGAGUAUGAAGAUUUCUACAGGUAUUUUUCUGGGGUCAGGCCCAACUUUGAUAUCCAUUCCUUCAAGAAUGAUAUGAAAGGGGAGCCAGGAAGUCCAGGUUUAAAAGGAGAAAAAGGAGACCCGGCAGGAGGAUAUUAUGGAGUACCUGGAGCACCAGGAGUUCCUGGCACUCCCGGUCCAAAAGGUGACUCCAUCGUUGGCCCACCAGGUCCUCAGGGACCACCUGGUCCUCCAGGACCACCUUUACCUGGUAUUUACAGAGGCACACAAACCAUCAGUAUCCCUGGACCACCAGGACCACCCGGACUGCCUGGACACUCAGGGGUGACAGUGCUAAAGAAUUAUAAAACCAUGACAGCAACGGCUAGAAGACAACCUGAGGGAUCACUGGUGUACAUAUUAGACCAAACAGAUCUGUACUUGCGGGUUCAACAUGGAUUCCGCCAAGUCCAGCUUGGGACCUUUGUUCCUUUGCCCAGUGAUAAUAGAAAUGAAGUUGCGUCUGUGGAGCCCCGAAAAGAUGUUUCCUACAACACAGUCCACCAAUCCAACUCUGCCACCUCCAUAAACUCCGCCCAAAUCUCUCCUGACAGUUCAGACCCACAGCCUGAUCUACGGUACCUAUCACCAACAGAUCCAAGGUUUCCGAGUUACAGUGAUCGGCUAGAGAAUCCAGAUGGAAGAUACUCCGUCUAUACUGGCCAGGAUCGCCUUGUGCACCCAGAUUCUCGCGAUGCAGUCCCCCCUCAGCGAAGACCACUUCCACUCGUUCCCCACAUUCCAGUUCAUCAUCACACUUUAGGUCCAGCACUCCAUCUGAUCGCCCUGAACAGCCCCCACACUGGCUCGAUGAGGGGCAUCCGUGGUGCAGACUUCCUUUGCUUCUCCCAAGCUAAGGCCAUUGGGAUGAAGGGAACUUUUCGUGCCUUCCUGUCUGCGAAACUCCAAGAUCUGUACAGCAUUGUCCGCAAGGCUGACAGGGAUCGACUGCCAAUUGUAAACCUAAAUGAUGAGGUUCUGUUUGACAGUUGGGAAGCCAUGUUAAAUGGCGGCAGAAUGAAGGACAAUGUGCGGAUCUAUUCAUUUGAUGGCAAGGACAUCCUCAGUGACAGCACAUGGCCUGAUAAAGUGGUGUGGCAUGGCUCCACCAGCACCGGUCACCGGCACAUGGACAACUUCUGUGAGACGUGGCGAGUUGAUGACAGGGCACUGAGCGGCAUGGCAUCAUUACUGCAAAGUGGCAGUCUGCUCCAGCAGAGCUCCAGCAGCUGCUCCAGCUCCUAUAUAGUGCUGUGUAUCGAGAACAGCUACAUGGGCCAGUCCAAGAGAUAGACACACUGGAUGAAGGCAAACCUUAAAUCAGCCACUCAGGCUUUUGUCCCUAUACUUGUAAUCUUUGUAUCGUAUGUAGUUUAUUUCUUUUGAUAUGGUGCUAAACCCCAUGUUACCACAUAGCACAGUAUAAGGAAUCCGUUGGGGUGCAACCUGGAAAAGUCGCCCAUCUGGGCUAUAAAUAAUGAAAAUUUAGUGCAGCCUCUAGUAAAUUAUUUUCAUAUGCACACUGGGUUAUCCCUCAGUAGCACUGACAUAAGUUCUGGUAGUUUUUGUUUAAUUACAUAAUUUUCCAAAAGCUUAACACCACAAAACCAUGGUUUUCCCCUAUUGUUUGUUGUAAUGACAACUUAAAUGCUAUUUAUUGUCUAUACACUUGGACAUAUAUAAAUUACCUGCACAUUAUUCUUAAGUGGGUACCACUAACUGUGUCCUGUGUACAUGAAAAUAUUCAAUCAACUCAGUACAGUAUAUACAUGUUAUACAGUAUCUGGAACAUGAAACAAAAGAAUCAAGAAACUUGUGUAUAAUUUACUGAUUUUGAUGUCACCUCAUUUUACUUUUAGGAAAAUCACAACUGUUUAAACUGAAAAGGCAAUUUUGGUUCUAAAUAAUACAGGCCUAAAUAGUGCAUUAACUUUAUUCAUAUACAGUAUUCGUAAGUCUUGAAGAGGAAAGAUUACGAAUUGAAAUACUCAUGAUUUUAAAGCCUUGUCUUGUGUCAUUAUGAAACACUUUGUAACGCACGUGCACUGACUUCUUGUAUAUGUACAGUAUUUUAAACUUGUUUCUCUCCACUGAUUCCACAGCACACACAUUAUUGUAGUUCUAGUCGAUUUAUUUUACCUCUACAAUAUUUUCCAGGUUCUAUUCAAGCAAAACAUUUUUUAUUUUUAUUAACAGUUUCUUGUUCACUUAAUAUGUGAGAUGUGAAUUCUUUCACAAAGACUAUUCCAAGAUUGGAUGUACAUUCUGAGUAGUAGAGGAUCCUGCUAGUAACACAAUUAAAUGGAUUCAACAAUAACUGUUUGAUGUUGUUGCUGUAAAAUGGUACAAUACAUAAGUUUUCGCAGUUUUCAUUCACUUUUCACGUUUCUGAGCGUUUCUGUACUGUUUUCAGUGUUCUUCUUUUGGAUGCAUCCUAAAAUACAGAAAUAGAAAAAUGUGCAAGUGAGUUCAAAGUUUAUCAUCAUAUAAAUAUCAGAAAUAGUCUGA